AUGACAGCCUGCUCGAAAGUUGUUAGUAGCCAGUACUCUAAAUACUUCAAGGAUUAUGGUUAUCCAUAUCGGGCUCAGGAUGUUUUCGAGUGUGAAUUUAUUCUCAUGGAAGCAAUGGCACAUUGUAAACGACAGCAUGCGGACGGACCUCUGCCUCCACUACCCGCCUUAUCUCAUCGCCCUCGAAGUAGCCUUACAGCGAUCGUUUUAGGGAACAUACGCUUCACGAUUUUGCCCUCGAAGCUCACUCUCGGACCACGCCAACAGCCGCCCAGCGAACGGAUUCCAUUUAAGGUGAAAUUUGGUUCGCCGCAUCCAGAUGAGGACUGCUUCAACGCCCUCAAAAAGGUAGAACGUGGACGGAAUUCCUUCCUUGCACGCUCAUCGCGGCGCAAUACGGUUGUGGUGAAUGCAGUUGUUCAGCUACCACCACUGUACCAGGCGGAUAUUAGUUGUCUACAACUGGCCUUUAUAAGUCUGGAGAAGAAUCCGCCCGCUGAUGCAAGCUACGCUGCUAACGACAGCGCAUCCCUUUCCGCGGCCUGUGGUGGACAUAACAACAGUUUCCCCAUCACCAACAGGCAGUCCAAAGUGAGCCCGCUGGCUGUGGCGGAGCACUGGUUCUCAGAACUGACAGUGAACAUGGAAAAGGUGUGA
This is a messenger RNA of Dibothriocephalus latus, 657 nucleotides long. The record is from the annotation of a GenBank genome assembly. NCBI's taxonomy places the organism in Eukaryota, Metazoa, Platyhelminthes, Cestoda, Diphyllobothriidea, Diphyllobothriidae.